Messenger RNA from Vigna radiata var. radiata (mung bean), 607 nucleotides. RefSeq lists its product as uncharacterized. The coding region runs from base 148 to 462 and encodes 104 amino acids. The record is from RefSeq and is a predicted model, not a curated record. The transcript is spliced from 2 exons. Lineage: Eukaryota; Viridiplantae; Streptophyta; Magnoliopsida; Fabales; Fabaceae.
UUGUUGAGCCUGCCAAACCCUAAAAUGAAGAAGGAAAACUCAAAAUAAGGAAAUCUCUGUUCUACUCUCUCUCUCUGCGAGUGUACUGAGAAAGAUAGGUAGCAGUGCGUGAAGGAGUUGAGUUAAGAUCGACAAAAGGGAAGAAUCAUGAUGCUAAUACGGUCAAGAUACAAACUUGUGAAAAAUUUUGGCAUUUCUGUUUCUGGGUCUCUUGGAAUAUGCAUGCACUCGACGACAAGCGUGUUGGAUAGUCUUCAAAAUCGUGUGUUGAAGGUUUCGGACCCUAUGAUUCCAGUGGGUCCUAUUCUGGACCAAUGGGUCAAAGAAGGCAGAGAAGUCACCGAAUUUCAGUUCCGUGAUCUCGUUCGUCGCCUCCAUCAAUUUUGUCGCUGCACACAUUCCCGUCAGGGAGACGAAGUGUCCUUGGAGCAGGCUUUGGAUGGGGACGACGUGACAACAUAGAUUAAUAUAUUAGUAUUGUAUAUAGUUUUGUAGUAGUUGGGUUGUAUAUAAAGUUUUAAAUUUUAUGGUUAUUUUGAAUGACAGUAAAAUUUAUACUUUAUAUUUUAGUUUAUAACUAUUCUAUUAUAUCAUAUCUGCGAGGACU